This is a messenger RNA of Penaeus monodon (black tiger shrimp), 3796 nucleotides long. Its product is annotated as calcium-activated chloride channel regulator 2-like. The transcript has 22 exons. Bases 107 to 3091 code for a protein of 994 amino acids. NCBI's taxonomy places the organism in Eukaryota, Metazoa, Arthropoda, Malacostraca, Decapoda, Penaeidae. The record is from RefSeq and is a predicted model, not a curated record.
GGUCUUAGGAGCAGGACUGAUAAGGCAGUAAAUAAAAUUGUUUAAUCGGCUUCGGUCCACAAUCCUGUGAGGCUCGACUGCGUCAGGGUGGUCUUAGGCAGACAGCAUGGCCAAAAUAGCGUGGAUGGUGACGUACCUGGCCGUCUGGGCGGGGCUGUGCCAAAUGGCAGUGGGCAUGAGGCUGCAAGAUGGGCGUUAUGAGGAUGUAGUGUUGGCUGUGGACCCAAGUAUGGGGACUCACGUCAUCACGAUAAACGAGCUGAAAACUAAGGUUAAGAUCCUGCUGGAAGCGACCUCCAAUUCCCUCCACGCCGCCACCGACGGCAAAUUCUCCUUGGGCUCCGUCAAGGUGGUCAUCCCACAGACAUGGGACGUUCCGGAAGACCUGCUGGGGGAACCUGCAGAGGACGUCUCGUGGAGCUCCGCCGACAUCCGCCUCGAGGAGCCCCAGAGGGAUUACAGAGGGAAUUACAUGCUUCAUACACCAAAUACACUGCAGCCUGGUCAGUGCGGAGUUCCUGGUCGACACAUCACUAUUCACACUACUUUCUUGGACGCUCAGUAUGCAGAGGAGAAUUACGGGUCACAAGGCGGCGUGAUGGUGCACGAGUGGGCCCACUACCGCUGGGGGGUCAUGGAGGAGCAUGGGUUCCCCGGAGACACCAUCUUCCCUGUUCAUUACUCGCGGGGAGAACAAAUCGACCUCCCGACAAGCUGUUAUGACGGAGAACUGGAUGGAAAUUAUCAGACUGAGGAGGGCGUGGCAUGUAACCCUAGUGCUCCAUCACCCACGUGCUACUUCGUUCCAAAUGCCAGCGCCUCGCCUACCAAAGGGUCUCUUAUGUAUCUGACACAUCUUUCUGACGGCCACUUCUGCAACAGGAGCAGCCACAACCCAUGGGCGCCCACACCUCAGAAUAUCCACUGUGGGCGUCGGUCCGUUUGGGAAAUAAUUGAGUCCCAUGAUGAUUUUCUAAAAACUGGUGAGCCUCACGAAAAACCAGCGGAAGUAGCUGUUACUUACCACAAAUCUCAGACACCGAGGGUUUUCAUACUGUUCGAUCCUCCUACAUUUGAAGCCAGCGAGAGUGCAAUAAAGGACAUGGUCAAAAUGACAAUUCAAGAUCUGUCGAGGAAAUUCGGAUCAGUAGAAAUUGGAAUGGCUACCUUCAGGCUCCAAGGUGAAAACGUUAACAUCAUCAAGAAGAGAGAUUUUGGUCCUGUUACAAAUCUGGCCAGCCUGGACCAGUUCAUGCCGACAGUCAGUGAUCGUUUGUCAGAGAACACAGUGCCACUGGGCCGGGCUGUGGCUCAACUGGUGCCAAGCUGGACGGAAUACACUCCGGGCACUCUGCUGGUGGCACUCGUGUACAAUCACGUGACGAGCGAUGAGGCAGCAGCGAUGGAGAGCGAAACCCUCCUGAAGAAGAAGGUCAAGAUGCUUCUCCUGGACGGCCUCGCAGAGCUCGGGCACCUAUCCAGCAUGGCACCCGUCCUGCAAGAGGCCGGCGGACGCAUCUACGGCUCAUCGAACAUGACCGUCAAUGAAAUGAAUUUGCAGAAUGACUUAGAAAAAUACUUAAAAAAUCACCACUUUAAUGAUCACAUCGUGUACGGCGUCUCUACAACCGAAAUCAAAACUGGAGAAAACGUCGUGGGAAAUAUCCAACUCGAUACGCGAGGACUAUCGUUUCUCAACCUCGUGAUGAAGAUCGAUUCCUUUGAUCCUGCGAAAUUCAGUCUAAUCUUGAAGCAUCCUUUGACGGCUUCAAAUGUUGCUUGUGGCACGACCGCUGCGCAAAAGAUCAAUUUCAUCUGCGAGAAUUUUGAUGGAGGCAUUUACGCCACUCUGGGGAUAACGGGAGCUGUGGGGUCCGAUACCAUCUACCAGUAUAAGUUAACAUCGACAUCGCAGGAAGACCACAGUGCAACAAUGACCUGGAGUACGGUGGAAACAGACGUCAACAACACAUUGAUUUACGUAGAUCUGUGGUCAUCGGAAGACAGAGGCAUCAAGGCGAACAUUUCAGAAAGUGCCGCUCUUAUGCUUUUCUGCGAGGUUGCGCACCCGCAAGGCUACCUCGAGGAGUUAACAAUAACGGCCGAAGUCAGGAUUGACGAUUCUCCGCCUUUCUUUGUUAAUUUUGUUGACGAUAGAGUUGGAGAAAUAGACACACGCAAAAACGACAGUGUCUGGACAGCCAUUAUACCUGGGAAGUACUCCGCUGGAUCGGAACUCAUCGUUACCAAAUUAGCGAUCAACCACAACCCUGAUAUUUACUCACCUAUUAACACUGGUAACAAUGUGAGGUCGAAGCGCGAAGUCGUCGCCUCUUCAGGAGGUUCUGCCGCGCCCUCCGGGUCCUCAGCGCUCCCGAAGAACCCCUGGGACGGCUCCUGCUGCGGGAGUUUCCAUGACGGAAAACCCUUCAAGGACUUGCCAAUCAACCGGUUCUUCAGAUUUCCUUACAAGACGAACCUCACGCGGGACAUCGAGGACACUCCCCCAAAAGUCGUGGGGUUGGAGCCUGAUGAGAACAGCGAGCAACAAGUAGAAGGAGAUGUUGUGAAGGUGACUUUCAAGUGGGGAAGCAGGGCAGAGACAAGAACAGCCAGGUCGAAUCCGGACAGCUUCAUAAUCCGGUAUUCGACUGAUCUGUAUGAGCUUAUUGACGAUUUCCAAAACGCAAAGGAGCCCUUGGAAGGCACGGGCACAGCACCUGGGACGGCUUCAGAGACCGUGGUUUCCCUGCCUUACGACGAGCUAGUGAACAAGGAGGUGUAUCUCAGCAUUGCAUCUAAUAAGAAUGGAGUCGUGGGACCUCCGGCAACUGCUACUGCGGUUACGAUAAACGAAAAAACGACAACCACCACAGUCACAACCACCACAGUCACAACCACCACCACCACCACCACCACAGUCGCCACAACGCCUGACGCCACCACCGCCCAGCCAACGACCCCCAGCGACGUCGUGACAAAUGAAGUUACUACGACUCCUUUAACGACAACAACGGACAGCGCCUCAUCCGGGGCCCUUUGUCCCUUGCUGUUCGCUGUUGUCAUGGCUCUCUGCCUUACUCUGCGUUAAAAAGAUAUAUGACGUUACGUUGUUGUAAAGUUAAAAUUAGUUCAGGCUGCUGGUUCAUUUUUGAUUGGUGCUUAUUAGGUAUGAUAUUGAUACGUUGUUGUUUCUUCAUUUUGGAUUUGGAAUUUUGGAGUCAAAAGGAUGUUGGCAGUUAUUUGUAAUAUAUCAUGUAUUUAGUGAUUUUAUUAGAAAAUAGAUAUAGAAAUAGCUAUACUUCGUUUAAGAAAAGAAAAUACUUAGGAUAAAAAUGUAUCGUGAUAUGACAAUUCUUAAAUUUGGACACAUUUGUAAUCAAAUGGAUAUUGGCAAUUGCUUGUAAUAUACAGUUAUUUGUAAUAUAUCAUGUAUUUAGUGAUUUUAUUAGAAAAUAGAUAGAUAAAUAGUUAUACGUCGUUUAAGAAAAGAAAAGACAAACUUGAGAUAAUAAUAUUUCAUGAUGAUGAUUCUUAAAUCUGGACACAUUUAGAAUCAAAGGGAUACUGACAGUUGCUUGUAAUAUGCAGUAUAUUUAUUGAUUCAAUUCAGAAAAUCUUCAAUCCACUUGUACUUAAUUUAGGGAGAACAACACCCUUAAUAUUUAUAAAAAAAAUGAUGGAAAUGUCUGAUGUGACCAAUGCACACUCACAGACCAAUGACAGUCUAUAAAAGAUGCUACAAGUGGUUGUUCCAUGAACUGAUUAAAUUAUAAAUAUAUUCACGUGAUUCACA